AUGUCUAUGCCACAACAUCGACAACUACAAGACCAGCAAGCAUGCGCUACAGAAGAUUGGCUCUUGAUCGAAGACUCCUCGAAGAGCUCUGGCCAAGGAGCACCGGUAGACAAGAGUCAAGAGAUCGACUUGAGUGACAUGACAGGACUUCUCGCAAGUAUGAAGCUACAAUGCACCGAGCUGGCUAAGGCGCAGCAUGUCAUUGAACAAGUUCUCGAGAGACAAGCCCACGAAAUCGAAAGUCAAAAACAGCAGCUAUCAGAGCUCAAAGACGAACUUGAUCGUUCGCUUGAAGAGCACAUGCUUGAUAUGCAGCAGCGAUUGACAGAGAAGAUCCUGGAAGAUUGCGACGCCUUGAGGACAGAGCUUCGUCGAGAACUUGCUAGUGACAUCGGCAGACUGCAGAAUGAGAUAGAGAAGAUCUUGCAAAUGCUGGACGAUGAAACGAAGCAACGCCAGCGUGAGGUUGAGGCGUUAGAGUUGGACGCAGCGUUGUCCCAACAGACACAGCAACAGUCUCUCGAUGAUUCUGACAAGCGCAUUCAGCGUCUUCAAAAGCAUAUUGCGACCGUUGACAACCCAGGAGGAGAAGCUGAAGUGAAGCGGCCUGCUGGUGAACAGCGGGACAAAGACACUUCUAGAGAUCACGACGCUCAUCGAGCUUCGAUGCAGUGGAGCAUGUUCUGCGACGACUGCCGGAAGGAGAUGAACGACGGGGAUGCGGAGGCAAGCAAGAACUCCUGGGAGGGUCUUUGGUAG
Molecule: messenger RNA, 759 nt
Organism: Zasmidium cellare ATCC 36951
Lineage: Eukaryota; Fungi; Ascomycota; Dothideomycetes; Mycosphaerellales; Mycosphaerellaceae
Exons: 1
Coding region: 1-759 (252 amino acids)
Source: RefSeq, a predicted model, not a curated record